Molecule: messenger RNA, 3304 nt
Organism: Mugil cephalus (flathead mullet)
Lineage: Eukaryota; Metazoa; Chordata; Actinopteri; Mugiliformes; Mugilidae
Gene: kif17
Product: kinesin family member 17
Exons: 15
Coding region: 523-3024 (833 amino acids)
Biological process (GO): microtubule-based movement
Molecular function (GO): microtubule binding; microtubule motor activity; ATP binding
Source: RefSeq, a predicted model, not a curated record
AUUGAUUUUCUUUCUUUUUUUCUUCUUCUUUUUUGUGAGAUAUUAAAACGGUUUUAACAAUUUGUUACUACUUAAAUUAAAGACAUUAAACUUGUACAGUUCGUCUGGUUCGACCUCACCAAAAUGGCCGUCGCUCCGGUACCGUUUCUCCCUCCUCCACGUUUUUUACGGUUGCUAGGCAACUUCAAAACGCCGAGCGGAAUGGCCGAGGAGCUGAAGUGCAACCUGAAGAGGUCGGACCGCAACGUGUUUGGGAAUGUUCCCGCUUCCACUCGGCUCCUUGUCGUUUCUCAGUGGACUUUAAUCGAAAUGCGACCUGUUAGUUAACUCCUGUUAGCCGAUAGUUGUCAAGAAGUUGUAAUUUGAUUAUCCAGGUUAGCUUCUGAGCGUGCUGAUCUGCUCUGGAGACGUGUAUCUACACAACGGAACAAGGAUAUUUUCAUUAUCAUUAUUAUUAUAAUUUCAAAAAAAGGGGCUUUUCUCUGCUCCACAAGAAAAUAACUGAGGAGUGAAUGUGAAGACAUGGGGUCGGAGGCGGUGAAGGUGGUGGUGAGGUGCAGGCCCCUGAAUGACAGGGAGAAGGCUCUCAGCUCCAAGAUGGUGCUGACCAUGGACCUGCAGCGUUGCCAGUGCUUCAUAGAAAAACCUGGUGCAGCAGACGAGCCACCGAAACAGUUCACCUUCGAUGGGACCUACUACACCGAUCAAACAACUGAGCAGAUGUACAAUGAGAUCGCCUAUCCUUUGGUUGAGGGUGUCACUGAAGGAUACAAUGGCACGAUUUUUGCCUAUGGACAAACUGGAAGUGGCAAGUCUUUCACCAUGCAGGGGGUGUCCGAGCCCAUGGCUCAGAAGGGCGUCAUCCCACGGGCCUUUGAACACAUCUUUGAGAGCAUUCAGUGUGCAGAAAAUACAAAGUUCCUGGUGAGGGCCUCUUACUUGGAGAUUUACAAUGAAGAAAUCAGAGACCUUUUGGGAAGUGACACCAAACAGAGAUUAGAGUUGAAAGAGCACCCAGAGCGUGGCGUGUAUGUGCGGGACCUCUCCAUGCACACCGUGCACAGUGUGGGGGAGUGCGAGAGAAUCAUAGAGCAAGGCUGGAGGAACCGCGCAGUGGGCUACACACUGAUGAACAAGGACUCCUCCCGCUCCCACUCCAUCUUCACUAUUCACCUGGAGAUCUGCAACACCGAUGGAGCUGGGCAGGACCAUUUGCGCGCUGGAAAACUCAACCUCGUGGACCUGGCAGGAAGCGAGCGUCAGUCUAAAACGGGUGCUACUGGCGAGCGACUCCGGGAGGCCACAAAGAUCAACCUCUCCCUCUCAGCUCUGGGCAACGUCAUCUCGGCCCUGGUGGACGGGCGGUCCAAAUACAUCCCCUAUAGGGACUCCAAGCUGACCAGGCUGCUGCAGGACUCUUUGGGAGGAAACACGCGCACCUUGAUGAUCGCCUGCCUCUCGCCCGCAGACAACAACUACGAGGAAAGCCUGAGCACUCUGCGGUACGCAAACAGAGCCAAGAGCAUCCAGAACAGACCUCGUAUCAAUGAGGACCCCAAGGACGCUCUGCUGCGAGAGUAUCAGGAGGAGAUCAAGAAGUUGCGGGCUCUCAUCUCAGGCCAACUGGGGGCCGCUGACCUUUCAUCUCUGCUGUCUGGUCGGUCUGCUGAGGUGUCCCAUGCUGUUCCUUCAAGGCCACAACCGAGCAACACCGAAGCAAAGAAGGAAGGGAUUAAAGAGGACUACGAAGAGAGGCUGGCAAAGUUGCAGGCUGACUACAAUGCUGAGCAAGAAUCCAAGGCAAAGCUGCAGGAGGACAUUGCCGCUCUGCGCUCCUCCUAUGAAUCAAAGCUGACUGAUCUGGAGAAGGCCCGAGCCAGCAGAGGGAGCUGUGUCCCUAAGAAUGGUUUGACAUCAGUGAACUCCGGUUGCGUGAUGCAGGUUGCUGAGGAGGAGCUCUGCAACAACACCGAUCCCAUGUGCCACAGUACAACUGCAGAAACACACUUGACUGAGCCUGAUUUACCUUGUGCAGCACCAGCAGCUGCUGUCAAAAAAGCUCUGGAUGGAAAUGGGUUCACAGAGUCAAGUGAUGUCUCUCAAGCAGAGCCUCUGGACCAAAAACAUGUGCUGGAAAGACUACAGCAGCUGGAGCAGGUGUUGGUUGGAGGCGAACAGGCCCGGAACAAAGAGCUGCAGCAGAGACACCGACAGAGGAAGAACCUCGCUGACCAGAGGAAAGUUCAGCUUAUCCACGCCCUGUCCGAGAACAGCGAAGAGAGUGAAAGUGUGCUGCUGAAUGUCUACAACUCCAUCCAGGAAGAAGUCCAUGCCAAAAACCAGAUGCUGGUCAAAGUCCAGGGCAAGCUGAAAGCAGCCAAACUGGAGAUCCGUGACCUCCAGGCAGAGUUUGAGGUGGAGAGGAAUGACUACCUGGCGACCAUCCGCCGGCUGGAGAGGGAAGGCCAGCUGCUGCACAGCCUCCUGGAGCGUAUGGUGCCCCUGGUGCGCCGCGACUGCAACUACAGCAACCUGGACCGCUUGAAGAAAGAGGCUGUCUGGGACGAGGACAGCGCCACCUGGAGGCUGCCGGACGUGACGGUUCAGAAAACAACUUUGCCCUCAGCAGUGGCUCCAAAACCUUCAGGUUACAGAGGCUCAGGUCCUGAUACUGGAGAUUCACUUAUGCAGGAGGAAGAGGACCGGUACAAGGAAAUGCUGAACCGAAGUGACAGUGAGAGCAUUGCCAGCAGCUACUUCAAGUCAAAGAGAGCCACCCAGCUGCUGGGAGGGGACACUAUCAAGGGACACACCAUCCACUCUCCUCCCCUGGUCAACGUGCCAGCCCACCUCUCCGUGAGCGGCUCCAACGUGAACCCGCCCGCCAGCUCAGACUCCGUCAUGCCUCGUCCUUUCCGCCUGGAGUCGCUGGGUGUCCCGCUCUCCAAUGUUAACAGGAACAGACAGAAAACAACAAGGAACUCUCCGAUACAAGAAAAUUCAGCAUUGUGCAAAGGCAAGUGACAUUAUAAUAGUUUUAAUAUAAAUAACACCACAUGUCACAGAGAAUUAUUGCGGAAAUAAUACUGUUCCUUGAGACAAAUAUACGUUAGCUAACCGUAGUCAUGUAUCAUCUGCUAACGUUAGCAUGCUAACCGGCUAACCCAUUAACUUGACGUUAACUGCUCAUUUCUAAAAACAUUUCGCGCACAUUUAACCUUCGAUAAAACACGCUAGUUGUCAACAGACAGCUCGUUAUGCGACGGGGCACAAAAAGGGCUACGACAACGAGUUAAGUUGUUUA